Molecule: messenger RNA, 1917 nt
Organism: Fibroporia radiculosa
Lineage: Eukaryota; Fungi; Basidiomycota; Agaricomycetes; Polyporales; Fibroporiaceae
Exons: 7
Coding region: 1-1917 (638 amino acids)
Source: RefSeq, a predicted model, not a curated record
AUGGACGACCACCUCUCAGACGACGAGCUCGACCACGCGCCCAAAAUACACGUCUCCAAACAUGUGCCGCCGCCAUUCGCUUUGGACGACGCGUUUGCUGAUGGCGACGAGGCCGACCACACCCUUGAAUUCUCUCCGGAAGCGGUUCGAAAAGAGUUUGCGAAAGCGUACAGUAGCAUCGACAGCCACGUAGCCCAGGAUGACCUUGCGGGCUAUGUUGCAAAAAUUGGAUUAUCCGUCGAACCCGAUAUGUCUGUAUCGACCUUGAGCAGCGAUACAUCCGGACCCGAUCCCUCUUCCUCACCUGCUCUGCAGCCCUCCAAGUCUGCCGGGCCUCAGCUUGUCUCACAGCCCUCACUUGAGGGAUCCUUCUACGAUAUACAGCUCUCCGAUGGCUCGCCACGGCUUUCUCAUUCACUCGAGCCUCCAAACCUUCCUGCUGGUGAUGAUAUUGGACCUACCAGUAGACCGGUAUCUCCCCCACCUGUACAUACACCAGAGCUUGUGUCUUCGGCCCCGGAGGCUAAAUUGGAUAUUGUACAAGAGGUCGAGAUUCCAGUCACUGGUUCUCAGCCGGUUCCGUAUGGUAGGGUCCUCGCUCAAGCCUCGCCUCGACCCGCUACUCCCCGCUCCUCUGCCAGUGUCUCGUCUACCUCAUCCAAUUUACCCACCUCAAUGUCACUCCCCACUCCUACUUCAUAUGCGUCUGAAAAUUCCAUUAUUUCUGCCCCACCUGCAAUUACUCACCGCCGAGCGGUUCGUUCCAUGGGCCCUAGUGCGCUCGAUAAGGUUAUUAGCAAGACUCGUCCGCCGUUCUUACCCCCCAAGUCUCGCGCAGAAGACUUGAAGCAUAUGGCUGACUGGGAGGCUAUGAUGAAGCGAAGUCGGACAGCCGAGGAGAAGAGACGAGCUGCACUGCAGGAAAGGCGAUCCGCACGUGAACGAAAGAUUGAAGAAUCGAUCGGCAUUUGGGAACGCGCUAUUCUACCCGAUUGGACCGUUGUGAAGAGAAAUACGUCACUCAGGAAACUGUGGUGGGCCGGAAUUCCUACAAAACUCAGAGCGACAAUGUGGCAGAGCGCAGUGGGAAAUGCUCUUGUACUGAGCAAAGAUGCAUACAAGUCAUGUCUAUCGCGAGCAAGGAGAGCGCUGUCUCACGGAACGUUCCCAACUACAGUUCUUGGUUUUCUAGAGGACGACAUCAAGACCACAAUGCCAAACUUGCGUCUGUUUCUUCCGGGAACGGGGCCCAUGUAUCAGGAUUUGAAGGACAUGUUGUGUGCAUGGGUAGUGUCUCGUUCGGACGAGGGGUUGGGAUACAUUCUAGGGGCUGCUAAAAUCGCUGCUAUGCUGCUGCUCAACAUGGAUCCUGCUGAAGGAUUUGUCGUCAUGAGGAACCUGCUGGAACGACAUUGUCUGCGAUCUUUCUUCGGCGGAAUAGCAUCAAAAGACGAUGUUGAAGCUUAUUACAGAAUCUUCGACACCCUGCUCGCCGAUGGGAUGCCCAAAAUAUACUUUAACUUCAAGCAGCACCAGAUUUCGCCAGCCUCAUAUCUCCCUGAUUGGCUAGUCCCGCUCUUCCUAGAUCACCUUCCGUUCGAAGCUUGUGCAAGACUUUGGGAUAUUCUAGUACUUGAAGGCGACUCGUUUCUUUUCCGAGCGUCCCUGGCUAUUUUGGCUGUCUUGGAAUCACGCUUGUUCUUCCCGGACCGUCGCGAACUUUUAGAGCUAUUGAGGGGAGAAAAUAAACCGGCGAUUGAGGUUGCAAAGCGAGACAGCCGGCUUUUGAAUGGGGCGAAGUACGAGAUAUAUGGUGUCGAUGAAGAAACACUCUGGGAGCGCCUCGAUAGCAUGGAUGAAUGGUGGCGAGAAAGCACAUGGACGAGACUCAUACAGCGAGAGCUACCGGACUUGUGA